Mus caroli (Ryukyu mouse) is the source of this 439-nucleotide messenger RNA. Lineage: Eukaryota; Metazoa; Chordata; Mammalia; Rodentia; Muridae. The record is from RefSeq and is a predicted model, not a curated record.
UCAGGGGCGAGACCGACAGGCAAGAGCCAUUGUGUCUAUCGCAAGCACUCGUAACGCUGAGUGAAAGCCCGUCAGAGACAACUCCUAUCUUCUGUUUCAUUUGCAGCCUCCGGAGUCCAGUGUCGGCUUCGUUAGUGGCUCCACUUCUAUGGACCCCGGAGAAGGACGAUCAGCAUUCUGCCUCCUACCGCUAGAGAACGCUGAGGACAGUAUGGCUUCCACGCUUCCAACAACCUGGCCCCAUGAAUCUGUGAAGUUUGAAGAUGUAUCACUGAGAUUUACCGAGGAAGAGUGGGCACUGCUGGAUCGCCAACAGAAGUGCCUGUACAGGGAAAUCAUGAUGGAGAACUACAGUAACAUGAUUUCAGUAGGUAAGCCAGGCUCCACUUUAAUAAACACCUGUUUGGGUGGGUGGAGCAUGCUUUUAAUUCCAUCUUGA